This is a messenger RNA of Lolium perenne, 1909 nucleotides long. Its product is annotated as cytochrome P450 734A5-like. The record is from RefSeq and is a predicted model, not a curated record. Lineage: Eukaryota; Viridiplantae; Streptophyta; Magnoliopsida; Poales; Poaceae. Gene Ontology annotation, biological process: brassinosteroid metabolic process; brassinosteroid homeostasis. Gene Ontology annotation, molecular function: heme binding; iron ion binding; monooxygenase activity.
AGACGGCGCCGCGUACAUGCCGUCGUCGUCCGUGGCCUCGCCGAUCGAGGCAGACUACUCAUUAUCCACCGCAUGCCGGCCGCCAUGUGGCCUUGGCCGUUGGCGUCGUGGUCGUGGUCGUGGCAGUGGAGCUGGGCCGCCGCCGUGCUGGUGGGGGCGGCGUGCCUGUGCGUGCACGCGGCGGCGGAGGCGCUGUGGUUUCGUCCCCGGCGGCUGGAGCGGCACUUCGCGCGGCAGGGCGUGCGCGGUCCGGGCUACCGCUUCUUCGUCGGCAGCUCGAUCGAGCUGGUGAGGCUCAUGAUAGAUGCCGCGUCGCGGCCCAUGGCGCCGCCGGACUCCCACGACAUCCUCCCCAGGGUCCUCGCCUUCUACCACCAUUGGAGGAAGCUCUACGGUCCAAAGCAUCUGAUCUGGUUCGGGACCAAGGCGAGGCUGACGAUCAGCUCGCCGGAGCUGAUCCGGGAGGUGCUGCUGACGCGCGCGGAGCACUUCGACCGGUACGAGGCGCACCCGCUCAUCUGCCAGUUCGAGGGCUACGGCCUCAGCAACCUCCACGGAGACGCCUGGUCCCGCCACCGCCGCGUCCUCUCCCCCGCGUUCCACACCGACAACCUGAAGCGGCUCCUCCCCUUCGUCGCCGACACCGUGGGCCGCAUGCUCGACGACCUCGCGGCGGUCGCGUCCGGCAAUGCCGGUGGCGAGGCGGAGGUGGACGUGGUGGAGUGGUUCCAGCGCGUGCCGCAGGAGGUGAUCACGUUCGCGACGUUCGGGCGCCGGAACUACGAGGACGGCAGCGUGGUCUUCAAGCUCCAGGACGAGCUCGCCGGCCUCGCCGCCGACGCGCACAGCAAGGUGUUCAUCCCCGGGUACCGGUUCCUGCCGCUGAGGAGGAACAUGCGCGUGUGGCACCUGGUCAGAGAGAUCAGCAAGGGCCUCGCCGCGUUCAUCGCCAACCUGCAGCAGGCCAAGCCUGACGAUCAGGAGGACGGAAAAGGCGGGAUGAGGGACUUCAUGAGCUUCAUGGCGCCGGCCAUGACGCCUGAGGAGAUCAUCGAGGAGAGCAAGAACUUCUUCUUCGCUGGGAAGGAGACGCUGUCCAGCCUCCUCACCUGGGCCACCGUCGCCCUCUCCAUGCACCCGGAGUGGCAGGACCGCGCCCGCCAGGAGGUCCAUGCCGUCGUCGGCCGCCAUGACCUCCCCACAAAAGACCACCUCCCCAAGCUCAAAACCCUCGGAAUGAUCGUCAACGAGACGCUGAGGCUGUACCCGCCGGCGGUGGCAAUGAUACGGACGGCGAAGCAAGACGUGGAGCUGGGCGGAUGCGUGGUGCCGGCGGGGACGGAGCUGCUCAUACCGAUCCUGGCGGUGCACCACGACGAGGAGCACUGGGGCGCCGACGCCACGGAGUUCAACCCGGCGCGGUUCGGCGACGACCGGCCGCUGCGGCGGCACCAGAUGGCGUUCAUGCCGUUCGGAGGCGGCGAGCGGGUAUGCAUCGGGCAGAACCUGGCGCUGAUGGAGGCCAAGAUGGCCCUGGCCGUCGUGCUGCAGCGGUUCACAUUCCGGCUGUCGCCUUCAUACGUGCACGCGCCUCAAGUGCUCAUGAUUCUCCAACCGCAGCACGGCGCGCCGGUGAUCUUCCGACCGCUGUGACGACCCGACGCCGGACAAGGCCACUCCAUAGCUCAGCUCAGUAAAUCCAAGUCCUCCCACCUCAGUGUGAAUGUUAGUCGGAUUCAAUUGAUUCCUUCCUGUAAAUUAUCAUCCCCUCUUGUCAAGUCAAAAUGUAUAAAAGAAAGUAUACCAUACGUAGGCAACAACUGCCGGAUUACAAAGAGUCAGACGCAAUCAGUAGCUGUUCAUUCACAGCUUGACACACUUCUUCAGAGAUAUAUUUCAUUAGCCCAAU